Pseudogymnoascus verrucosus is the source of this 994-nucleotide messenger RNA. RefSeq lists its product as uncharacterized. The record is from RefSeq and is a predicted model, not a curated record. Bases 80 to 511 code for a protein of 143 amino acids. The transcript is spliced from 2 exons. NCBI's taxonomy places the organism in Eukaryota, Fungi, Ascomycota, Leotiomycetes, Thelebolales, Thelebolaceae.
AGACUAGCUGUAUAAUAUCGUAAAAUCUUCUUCAAACUUGACCACCAAUUUAAUCCACCGCGUUAACUCACUCACUACCAUGGCAAAAUCUAAGACCAGUCAAAAAGCCACGCCUUCGUGCUGCGACAAACCGAAGGAGGCCUCGUCUUCGCCCGACAAGGCUGAUGCAUCCUCCCCUGACUCCGCCAACAAGCAAGAGAGCCUCGCUUUCCGUAUCCCAACAAUAUCCCCGGUUCUAUCCGCGCUCCUCCACAGCUCAUGCUGCUGGCUUCCUACUCUCCUUGAUCUCACCUCCAUUGGCUCCGCCUCAGUGGCGUCCAUCGGCCAUCUGAAGCCCAUUUUCGCAGCGAUCACCGUGUGGGUGCUCAUGGAUAGCUUCCGUCGGGAGGGCGCCACCAACCGCAACGUGCUCAGGGCACUCAUGUCGGGGUUCCUCCUAAUCCUCCCAAUGAUCUUGAACUUGUCCCAUCCGGGCGCCUCUGCUGAAACGUCGGGGAAGAGCUGUCAUUAGGUGCCGUGUUGAUCAGUGGAGAAUUGGGUCCCGAGUCGUCACGUGGGAUCUAUUUAUCUUCGAUGCGGAGAAGUUGUCAUACUUGACGCGACGCACAUGACUUUGGAGUCCACCGUGAUGGCAUUUUGAGGGCGACUGGUCACUGGAAAGUCUGCAACCACGCGUUUGUAUCAAUUGGCGUGUAGCUGAGAGCAGGAGCCGGCAGGACGGGUUAUUCUAUGCGGGGAAAUCAGCUUCGCCUAUGACCGCUUGUGAUGGAUUUGGUAAUGUUUUAAUUGUUGUGGGGGCUCUAAAGGACUAUAUUUGCUAGGGAUUUGAGAGAGUGGCUCGUUGGCUCGCAAAUGCGAAUGCAUCUGGAAGUGGUGGCUUGGAGUCAUGCGGUUGGAACGGGUCAUAUCGCAUCACUGUAUUGUAUAUUUGUGUAUUGAGAACAGACGAAGUUGGUGGAGGUAUUCGCUUUGGUAUCACUAUAAACUCUUUAAU